This is a messenger RNA of Zonotrichia leucophrys gambelii, 4722 nucleotides long. RefSeq names its product DNA topoisomerase II binding protein 1 (gene TOPBP1). The transcript is spliced from 28 exons. NCBI's taxonomy places the organism in Eukaryota, Metazoa, Chordata, Aves, Passeriformes, Passerellidae. The record is from RefSeq and is a predicted model, not a curated record. Bases 70 to 4608 code for a protein of 1512 amino acids. Gene Ontology annotation, biological process: mitotic G2 DNA damage checkpoint signaling; mitotic DNA replication checkpoint signaling; DNA replication initiation.
UUUGGGUCUGUCGGGGUCGGGAGCGCCGGGCACCGGUUCCCAGCAGGGACCCCUCCGUGCAGUUGAAGGAUGAGAAGUAGUAAGGAGCCGUUUUUUGUGAAGUUCAUAAAGUCUCACGGGAGCUCGGAGUAUUUUUCUAAAGCUCUUGAGUCUAUAAAAGAAUUCCAGUCAGAAGAACAUCUCCAGAUCCUUGAAGAGAAAACAGUACUCAAUAUAAAAGAAAAUGAUAAAUCACUUUACAUUUGUGAUCCUUUCAGUGGUGUGGGUUUCAGUCAUCUCAAGAAGCUUGGCUGUAGGAUUGUUGGACCACAGGUCGUUCUGUACUGCAUGCAGUCGCAGCGGUGUGUCCCGAGAGCCGAGCAUCCUGUGUACAACAUGACCAUGGCCGAUGUCACAGUGUCCUGUACCAGCCUGGAGAAGGACGUGAGGGAAGAAGUUCAUAAAUAUGUGCAAAUGAUGGGUGGAUGUGUAUACAGAGAUCUCAAUGUGUCAGUAACUCAUCUUAUAGCUGGAGAAGUUGGCAGCAAGAAAUACUUGGUAGCUGCUUCUCUGAAGAAACCUAUUUUGCUUCCCUCUUGGGUUAAGACUUUGUGGGAUAAGUCUCAACAAGGCAUGAUGAGGUACACUGAUGUUAACAUGGAAGACUACGCCUGUCCUGUGUUCCUUGGCUGCACGAUUUGUGUCACUGGCUUAAGCAGCUCCGACAGGAAAGAAGUGCAGCGCCUCACUGCUGAGCACGGUGGGCAGUACACGGGGCAGCUCAAGAUGAAUGAAUGCACUCACCUCAUAGUGCAAGAGCCAAAAGGUCAGAAGUAUGAAUGUGCCAAAAAGUGGAAUGUGCACUGUGUGUCAGUGCAGUGGUUUUCUGACAGCAUCAAGAAAGGCUUCUGUCAGGAUGAGACAAUGUAUAAAAUAGAGGCUGGAUCACAACUGAGUAAUGCACCCAGUACAUCAACACCUACAAAUGACACCAGCAAGCCUCCCAAUCACGCCUUUUCCGAUGUCAGCCACAUUUCCAAUAUCAAUUUGAGUGGUGUUAAUGAAACUGCAUGUAGUUCAGCUAUGAGCAGCAGACUGGAUCCUGUUUCUGAUGAGCUGGAAAACCUGGACAUAAGUUCUUUUCAAGCCGCUGAAGAUUUGCUAGAUGGGUGUCGAAUCUAUCUCUGUGGCUUCAGUGGCAGGAAGUUGGACAAGAUGAGAAGGCUUAUUAAUUGUGGUGGUGGCGUUCGAUUUAAUCAACUUAAUGAAGAUGUUACUCAUGUCAUUGUGGGGGAAAAUACUGAUGAGCUGAAACACUUUUUGGACAAGACAGCUCACAGGCCUCAUAUAGUGACAGCAAAGUGGUUGCUGGAGUCAUUUGGUAAAGGUUGUCUAUGUCCAGUGGAGCACUAUAUCCCUCUAAACUACCAGCUGUUAGAGAAUCCAAUUUUAGAACAACCUGGAAUGAAGUCAAUUUUUCCCAAAAAAGCCAGUCUCUUGAAGAAAGAUGCUGUGAACAUUAUAAAGCACCAGAAAACUGCUGAAGAUGACUUCCUCUCUCAAUAUGCAGAUAACUAUUCUGCACUAGAUGAAGUUGAAAAACUAACAUCCAGAACCUUCAGUGAUGUUACUAGCUCGACUGCCCAAGGAGAGAAUCAGCCUUCUGUCUGUAAUGGGUCUUUGGCAGAGUCUUCUGCACUGGCUGAAGGAGGCUUAUUUUUCAGGAAGAGAUUUUUUCUUCUGGGUUUUAGUGAAGAGGACGAAUCCUGCCUUGCAGAUAUUAUUAAGGAGAAUGCUGGGGAAGUUCUGCCACUGCAAAGCAGAACCAUUGCAGACUAUGCUGUGGUACCUUUGUUAGGGUGCACUGUGAAGGCAACUGUUGGUGAUGUCGUCACAAAUACAUGGCUGAUAACGUGCGUGGAACAACAGGCCCUUUUGGAUCUCAGAUCCAAUCCACUUUUCACACCAGUCCUGGUAAUGGAAGGAGCUACCCCUCUGGAAGAUUGUGUUCUUUCUUUCAGCCAGUUCACAGGUGCAGAGAGAGACUCCCUUGCUUAUCUGGCAGAGCUGCUGGGAGCCAGAGUCCAAGAAUUCUUUGUGCGGAAGGCCAGUGCAAAAAAAGGGAUGUUUGCCAGCACCCAUCUUGUGGUGAGAGAACCGAACGGCUCCAAGUAUGAAGCUGCGAAGAAGUGGAAUUUGCCAGCAGUCACUGUAGCUUGGCUUUUGCAGUCUGCAAGGACAGGAAAGAGGGCAGAUGAAAGCAAGUUCUUGGUUGAAAAUGCAGAGGCUGAAGAUACAGAGAGUUUCAUUACUCAGCUUAGCAAGACACCAGCGACUGUAAAAUCUCCUAAUUUUGAACAGCCUAUUCAUAUUCUUGAAGCUGGAAAAAAAGGACCUGUGACCCCCCUUGAUAUCAACAGGUUUCAGAGUAAAGCUUUCCAAGCUGUAAUCUCUCAUCAUACUGGGAAGACAACUCCUGUUGCACAAGGGGGAGCACUUCAGAAAGAACCAUCUUUAAAUCUUGACACACCAUCAAAGUUUCUUUCCGAAGACAAGAUCUUCAAGCCUUCUUUUGAUGUGAAGGAUGCUCUGGAAGCUCUGGCAACUCCUAGAGGUUUUGAACAAAGAAACAGGAAACUGAGCACACCUCUCUCCGAAGUCAUUGGCAGAAACUUGAAACUGGCACUGGCAAGCAGCACAACUCAUGCAGCAGCUCUUACUGCCAGCCCUCAGUUGGCUGCUGCACAGCCAGAAGUGGAAGAAGAGCCCAAGCCUCUAGCUGGUGCUGUUAUAUAUGUUAGUAAAAAACUUUGUAAGAGGCAAAGGGAGCUGAAUGCAGUAGCAGCUUCUCUUGGAGCAGACUACAGAUGGUGCUUUGAUGAAACAGUAACACACUUCAUCUAUAAGGGCGGACAGAAUGAUAACAAUAAGGAGUACAAAUCUGUUAAAGAACGGGGUAUACAUAUUGUUUCAGAACAUUGGCUUUUAGAGAGUGCCCAAGAAUGUAAAUGGCUUCCUGAAUCUCUUUUUCCUCACACUUACAAUCCCAAAAUGAGCCUGGACAUCAGUGCAGCGCAAGACAUCAGGCUCUCCUCCUCCUUUCUUUCAACUGGAAAACCAGCUGAGGAAAAUGAGAUUAUUCCAGAGGAUGAAGAUGAUGUAACUACUGACCAAAUAAAGGGAACGGUCACUGUAGAAGAACAAACUGUAGCAAGUGAAUCCAAAGGAGUUUUAACCCAAGCACUAGAAAUGAGGGAGAACUUCCAGAAGCAGCUGCAGGAGCUCAUGUCUGCCACAUCACUAGUGAAACCACAAGGGCAUAGAGGAUCCCUUUCAAGGAGCAGCUUUGAUGGCUCUCCAGCCACUCCCGACAGCGCACGGUCUGUGCGAAAUGGCCGCAGUAGGGUCUUGGAAGCUCUAAGGCAGUCCCGCCAGGCACUGGCAGAUGUAAAUACAGAGCCAUCCCAGAGCGAGCAGAUCAUUUGGGAUGAUCCUACUGCGAGGGAAGAGAGAGCAAGACUUGUCAGCAACCUUCAGUGGCCUAACAGUCCCUCUCAGUACCUUGAGCAAGGUCAGAGUAACACCAAUAAGAACGUGGAUGAGUCUGCCUUCAAAGGAUCCGUACCUGAUGCAGAGAUGGCUGGUAUAGAUGUUCCUGAGGCUGGGCAUGGAGAUGUGACUGAAAGGCUGAAGAAUCCCAUAUGUAGAGAUCCCGAAACACCCAUUAAGGAUAACUUGAUCCCUACUCCACAGGCACCCAGCAUUGCUUUCCCCCUGGCUAACCCUCCUGUGGCACCAGAGCCCAAAGAAAAGGUUGUUACUGAAGAUAAGAAGGUUGAUGAAGAAACAGAAAAAUUCCGUAAAUUUCAACUGUCUUCUCUUAAUCCUCAAGAAAGAAUUGAUUACUGCCAUCUGAUUGAGAAAUUAGGUGGAAUAGUGCUUGAGAAGCAGUACUUUGAUGCGAGCUGCACACACAUUGUUGUGGGACAUCCUCUUCGCAAUGAGAAAUUCUUGGCCUCGAUGGCGGCUGGCAAGUGGGUGCUUCACCGUUCCUACCUGGAGGCGUGCAGGGGAGCUGGCUGCUUUGUUCAGGAAGAAGACUAUGAGUGGGGAAGUAACUCCAUACUUAAUGUUUUGUCUGGAAUCAAUGUAAACCAGAAGAAACUAGCAGUGGCAGCCAUGAGGUGGAGGAAAAAAAUUCAUAAAGGGAAGCAAGAAACAGGUGUUGUUGAGGGUGCUUUCAGUGGUUGGAAAGUGAUCCUGAAUGUUGAUCAAACCAAGGAGGCAGGAUUCAGGCGCCUUCUUCAGUCGGGAGGAGCAAAAGUGUUCUCUGGCCAUUCUGCUUCUCUCUUUAAAGAAGCAACUCACCUCUUUGCUGACUUCAGCAAACUGAAGCCAGAGGACUCCAGGGUGGACGUGGCAGAGGCAGCAGCCCAGGGAGUGAACUGCCUCAAACCCGAGUACAUCGCUGACUACCUCAUCCAGGAUCCACCUCCCCCUAUGGAGUCUUACUGCUUGCCAGAAGCUGUGUCUUACCCUCAGAAUAACUCAGAUCUUGGAAUUGGAUCAUCCCAGAAAAGAAAAGCACUGGGAGAAAUGAGCAGAGUCAAGCGAUCCAGAAUACACUAAGCAUAUUCUCUGAUCUUAAUUUGUACAUUUUAAAAUUCAUAUUUAUAUUUUUUCAUUCUUGCCCAAAAAAUUAAAAGCUUUGAGUUUCACUUUUAAUUUGUCCUGAGAUUAAAA